AUGUCUUCUUCUCCGGAUCCAUUGACCUUCGUGACGUCGAGCUCGCCUUCCAAGAGCGCAGCCACCCGCCGUUCGGCCAAACGGGCAGCCCAGCCUUUGGCAAAGCUGUCCUCCAACGUCAAACGAUCCGACCCUUUUCUCGAGCUUCCGGAUAUCGCAAAUCUCUCGCCCUCCAAGUCCAUCACCAUGACCACCCCCAAAGCUGCCGGCUCGUCGCCCUGGCACAUCAAGGUGACCGUCGAGGCCCAGCCGCAGGAUGGCUUCUCGCAGGACGAGAAUAGUCUGACCUCGCCCACCGGCGCUCGCCAAGCUCGCAUUGCUACCACUACCACUACCGUUCCGUUGAACGAUGUAGAUGGCUCGUCGCCGGUCAAAAGACGGGGAAGGCCGAGGAAAGCGGACACGCCGCCCGCGGCACACAGGGUGGAUGCUGAGGUCUCUCCGAUAAAGAAGCGGGGAAGACCGAGGAAGUCGGACGCAGCCAUCGCCAGCCAAACGGCUACCGUUCCGCUCAAUGACGCCCGUGGCUCGUCGCCAGUCAGGAGGAAAGGCAGAGCGACAAAGGCUGAACCCACUCCAGUCCCUGGCAGAGCUAGGAACGGUACACCCGUGAGGAAGACUAGAAAAUCGGUCACUAGGAGUCCCGAUCAGAGCGAGACCGACUCGUCGCAUAGCGAUGCUUCAUACUACCCCACCAAGCGCGGUGGCGCCCGUGGGGGAAGGAGCAUGUCCAAGGAUGUCCACGUCGCCGAGCCCAUUCGCGCUACUGCCAUGUAUGGACCGAGGUCGCCCUAUCAGUUGGAUGGUGCGAUGGACACCGGCUCCUCCGUGGGGCAAAAACGGCGAUCGACGGCAGCUGGCUCUCAGCUCGAGGCUCAACCCGAUGCGAUUGAGGAGGAAGAAGCUGAAGACCUUGAACAGACACCAAAGGCAAGUUCGUCGAAAAAGGCUACCACCGAUGAGGAAAUGUGGCGAUCCAUGAUUAGCCACCAUGAAUACGAAAGCGAGCAAACGGCCGAGGAAGAGGACGACUCGUCCGACAAUGAUCUCGACAUUGUUAUGCCUGACCACACCGUCGGCGAGACCACGAUGCUUCACAGUGAAGAAUUUAGCAUGGUCUCCUUGUACUCUUUGCCCAGUAUGCAGGCUGCGCGCAAUGGCCUGUCGCCUAAAGAUGCCCAACCAAAUAUUCCUAAGAUUCCCUCUCUUCGAACAGAUCCGAUCCCGCAGGUCCGCAGAGAACGCCUCAGCAGACACGCCGUUACGUCCUCUGUCCCCGAAUUCAAUGACUCGGUCGCUUCCGUUUCGUACAUGCCAUCCUCGCCGCCGGAGCGAUUUAUCACGAGCACUCCUGCUGAAAACCAGAGUCUAAAGUCUCCGUCAGGGCCACCGGCUAUUCAACAGGCGGAGAUCUCACCGUCAAAGGCAGAGGCCCCUAAGCUGGUAAAUGUUGUCAAGGCCGCUAUUGCACUUCAAGGCGUUGUUAACGGUAAUAAUCGGGGUACACAGAAUAGGAGACCGUCGGACGAUAUCAGAGAAGAAGCACAGCGUGCCAGACUCGACGACAUGUUCAAUCAGUUCCAAGCUGGAACAAGGAGAGAGCUGCAGGCCGGCUUGCGUCUUGGUGAACAACUCGCCGAGCGUGCCCGCUCGCGAAAUACAUCCUGCGAGACCGCUUCUGAUGAACCAGAGCGGAAUGCGAAUGCUGAGCGGCUAGCAACGCCGGCCAGUACUGCCGCUUCAGAUGGCGAUGUCUUCGAUGGUCCAAGCACCAACAGAAGCCCGAACCAUGACUCGAGCAACCACCGCCUCCCCACACCGGACGAAAACGAUUACGCCCUCCCAUCUCCGCCGCCACCUCCAUCUCAACUCCUGACUCAGCAACCGGAUCCCGCUGUUGCCCCCGCUCCAGCUCAGCUCUUCAGCCCAGCUCGGAGCCAGGCAAGCCCGGAUGCAGGGGACAUGCAAGAUGAUGGUGCGAGAACCCCGCCAUCUAUCGGGAAAGAGAAAGGAGAAAAAUCUACAAGCCAUCAAGGCAGCGGACCACACCAAAAAACCCGCGAAGGUAAUGGAAACCGUCGACAACGGCGCCGCCAGGGGGCUGCCCAGAUGGCAGAUGAACCCAGCCCAAGCCAGGUGAUCGAGAUUAGUUCCGAUGGUAGUGAAAGUACCGACACCACUACGGAAUCAUCCGAGAAUCCCUGGGAUGGCGAUAUCUGGGAGGAAGAGGGGGGCGGCGCUCCCGAAUCGCGAUUCGCGAGGCGCGCGAGACGCGUUGCCGCGAAACGCUCUGGAGAGAAGACAGGCGAUGUCGCUGGCCCAUCCAACCCCCGCAGCGGCAAUGCGAGCAGAUCUUCUCAACCCCAGUCUUCGUCACCACCUUCAGAUAGUACCCAAGCACCGGACGCUUCAAGUGCUGCCUCCAGGACCCGAAAUACUGCAGGCCGCCGGUCUGCUCGGGCGCAGAGAUCGAGCAGGCAGGAGUCUAUUGAACCUACGACAACUUCGGAAGCUGCGGUUGAAGUCGAGAGCACAGAGGACACUGGUCUAUUCUGGCAGCGUUCAUCCGAAUCACCAGCACCAAGGCCCACCCAACCCGAAAGCAAGAAGCUGGAUCUAUCUAUGUUAAUGGCUAUAGACGACAGUCCGGCCAAGGAAGUCAAGGAACCAGUGCUGGCCACACCACCCAAACUUGAGCCUUUGAGAUUACCCUACAACAUUGGCACCGCCGCUCAAAACUCUCCGGUUCGAGGAAGCCCGCUGAAGCAGCAGGUCAUAUUCUCUUCACCAUCUGCAGUCAACAGCAGCCCGUAUCAGAGGAUUGAGCACACCAUUGCCAGCUCAGUACUGAACGAUGGCGAUACCAUGAUGAUUGACGAGGAAGACAUGACGUUGGAGACUAGGCAAUGGGCGCAGGCACUCGGCAAUCGCGCUUUCAACGGCCGACAACGCGUUAUUCCUCCCAGCCCUGCUGUCUUUGCAGAAGAAGAUCGGAUGGUUCAGCGUCAAAUAGAGAAUGAGCUCACACCACGCAGUGCCCGCAUCAAAAACCUCAAUUUGUCGGGCGACGGAAAACGUCUGUUUGCGAACAAUGACUCCGCCGUACAGUCUGAGACCUCGGUCCAGGAAGAGCAGUCAUAUCUCGUGCAGAAGCAAUCCGAGCAGUCGGCUAAGAGAUCUUCGCGUCUCAGUAGUCAUUCUGCUCAGCGCUCAUCCCAUGCAGGCCAGAACACCGUGGCCGAAGACACCCACAUGGAGAGGGAGCAGCCGGCCGAGCCUUCGAUUCUUGGAAACCGCUCCCAUAUGACGGCCCUCAAUCUCAACAGAGAGCGCAAGCCGUUGUUCGAGCAGAGGACGAUUCUAGAACAGAAGCAGCGUGCGCCUCUCUUCGACCAAAAGCCGUUGUUCCAGUCUGCCGAUAUCGUUCCUGCUUCUGCCCCUAAGACAGCACCCCAAGAAGUGGCUCAGUCUGCAGGUCAACCCUCAACAGGCUUGUUCGGACGCCUAUGGGGAGCUAUCGCUACAACCAGCGAGCCCGAAGUUCCGCAGUUGCCCCCGCAGUUGCCUCUUCACCCUCUCGCACAACGCUACAAGCACCUUCCGCGGGUCGCACCGUGGACCAAGUCUCAUUGGGACAGCCUUGACCGGAUCUACCAGCGUUACAAGCGACACCCAGACGAGUUUUCUCCUCACGACCCCCUUCACAAGGCUCUCCUCGCGCAGAGACUCCGGUGGCAGCCCGACAGCUCGGAGACCAAGCCCGCCUCGGAUUAUGCGGGAGUGGAAAUGCAGCGGUGGAACUACACGGUCAGAAUCACGCCCGAGCUCCUCGUCUGCUGCACCAUCUUCAUGCAGCUCCUGACGCUCAGGGACGCGGCCGAGUACCGUCGCGUCACCGGCCAAGACAUUGUGCACGGCAACUUCAUGCAGAAGGACAAGGCCGGCGAUCCGAUCACGCUGAGGGACGUGAUUGCGCGCAUGUUCGCUGCCGUGGGCGGGGAGAGGAUCCGCGCGGAUGAGAAGAGGGGUGUCCGUAUCAGGAGGGAUUUGGAUCAGUUCAAGUUGAGGUAUCCGUGGGCGCCUGGUUGGUGGGACGAUAUGGGGAAGUAUGUGCAUGAUUGA
Diplodia corticola is the source of this 4122-nucleotide messenger RNA. Its product is annotated as at dna binding protein. NCBI's taxonomy places the organism in Eukaryota, Fungi, Ascomycota, Dothideomycetes, Botryosphaeriales, Botryosphaeriaceae. Gene Ontology annotation, molecular function: DNA binding. The transcript has a single exon. Bases 1 to 4122 code for a protein of 1373 amino acids. The record is from RefSeq and is a predicted model, not a curated record.